AUGGUCCGACUUCUCGCAUUAGCCGCCGCCGCUCUGGCUGGUCUGGCCAAUGGACUUCCAGUGAACGAAGAUGUGAACGUUCUUCAACCGCGAGACUUCUGUCUCUUGGAAACUCUCGUGGUGGGAAUUCUCAAGCUGGACUCCAAAGCAGAUGCAUUCUGCACAAGUGCUCUGGGGAUUCAGACCUCCACCAAGAUUGUCUCUGCCACUUCCACUCCGGCAGUGACAACUACGACUGCCACCGCGUACACGACAGGCACUGAGACAGUCACUGCCACUGAGACAGUCGUGGUUGUGGUCAGUGACUACUUUACCGCCACCGAGGUGGACUUCACCACAAUCCCCGUCACUGAGGUCAUCGAUGUGACCGAGACGGUGUCGACCGUCAUCACCGUUGACGUGACUGAUACUGCUACUAUCACCGACGUCUCCACUGCUACUGUCACUGAGAUUGUCCCAAGCACAGUCGUUUCGUUUGUUGCCUCAACGACGACAGAUAUAAUCUAUGAUCGCCGUCGCUCGGAAGAGCAAAAGCGCGGAUUGGCCAUCGUCACACCGUCUUGUCUCCAAAAGCAGAGCAAAGCCUUCAUCACCAAUGCUUGCAAUUGCUUGCAUCUCACUACUCCAACUGUCACUACCACGACUACUAUUGUGGCCGCUACUCCAACUGUUACUGUAACAACGACCCUCCCUGUAACCACCACUCAAACUGCCAGUGUCUCCGUCACAACUUCUGUGACCACCGACAUCACAAACACAGACACUGUUACCUCGACUGUUCCUUCAACUGUGCUAGCUACUUCAUACUUCACCACUGUUGACUCGAGCACCACUACCGACUAUGCCACGGUAGACGUCACCAUUGACCAAACAGUCACCCAGACAUUCACUUCCACCAGUGCUGUUAUUGUCGUUAGCACUACUCAGGCAGUCGUCACUGCGACCCAGCACUGCACCACACUGGCAAUCUCCAAAUUCAGUCUCGGCGACACCGACCAGACCACCGUUGCCCAGGCAAACCUAUACUCAGGCAGUAACAUUGUGGUUAACACUAAUGCUCUCUUUGGCCCCUUCACCAAUCCCUUCCCAUCGACCGACUCGUGGUUCACCACGACCCCCAGCCUGUCUCUGCUCUACACUUGCGAUAAUGAAUGGCGUGUCUUCAUUCGCUACAAGAAUGCCGGUACUUCCACCAUCGUCCCCGGUGCUCAGAGUCUGUCCGCGAAUACCUGGAGUGUCAGUUCUUUGACCCCAGUCGGCGGUGCCACUAUUCAAAUCUACGCGGUGGUUUGGGGCAUCGGUUUGAUUACUGAUACUGUUGUGAUCAACAGUCUGUAUAAUUGCCAGGGUAGCGGGACUCGAUUCUCAUGGAGCAAUGCCUUUAUGCAUUCCGAUACUUGGGUUGGCACGCAGAAGACCGGUGCAAUUUACUACACCGAUGCCAGUGGUACUAUGAAAGUACUGUAUGGCAGGGAGGGCAAUUAUGGACAAUUCUCUUAG
Molecule: messenger RNA, 1500 nt
Organism: Penicillium brevicompactum
Lineage: Eukaryota; Fungi; Ascomycota; Eurotiomycetes; Eurotiales; Aspergillaceae
Exons: 2
Coding region: 1-1500 (499 amino acids)
Source: RefSeq, a predicted model, not a curated record